UGAGAUUACAGAUAUCGUGUUCACCACGUAACUUUUCAAUAGGCUAGCCUAGGCUAGGCGACUUAUGGCUACUGGUGGAAGCAGUGCUAGGCGAAGUGGUCGCUCAAGUCGCAAACUGCGAGAUGAUGCACAGCAUAGUUUCAAGAGUGAUAUGGUAGCAGCGAGGGAGACUCAUCGCAAUCUGCAGAAAUUGUUUGAAGACGUGAAAGAAGGCAAGCUCAAAGCGUUUGUGCGUUGUAUGCUGUGUGCAGACUCUGAGGAGGCUUUCGCUCAUGUUACCAAAAUACGAGCAUUGCAAGAUGAACUUGUAGAAAAACACCUUGAAAUUAGUCAGGCCCAUCAACGGGCUGCACAAAGUGAUAAUCCACUUGCAGACUGGCAGCAGUUAGAUAACUUGAUGGAGAAUCUGCACAAGGUGUGUGAUGCAGUACACCAGUUUGAACCUCAAGUUGAAGCGAGUGAUGCAGCUGGUGGUUCUGGGGUGAAUUUGAAGAGAAGAGAUUCAUUGGUAUAGACAAGUGAAACUUAGUGUUGCUUUUAUUACAUUUGAAAAUUGUGUUUAAUUAAGUAAUAACCAAAACUCUUUUACAGUCGUAUGAUGAGAUUGAGCUAAAUGAAUUAUUUCUGAUUGAGAAUGGUGUUAAUAAAGAUCUCUUAUUUAUUGCUUGCA
This is a messenger RNA of Corticium candelabrum, 670 nucleotides long. RefSeq names its product coiled-coil domain-containing protein 28A-like. The record is from RefSeq and is a predicted model, not a curated record. NCBI's taxonomy places the organism in Eukaryota, Metazoa, Porifera, Homoscleromorpha, Homosclerophorida, Plakinidae. Bases 65 to 514 code for a protein of 149 amino acids. The transcript has 5 exons.